AUGAAGGGCAAUUUUAAACUUGGGCUCCCUUUGGGAUACGCCCAAGUAAAAAACAAAGUUUGUGUUGUUAACUUGCUUGCUGCCAUUUUUGGCGACCGAGGGAUCAAGGGUCUUAGAGACUUCUGCCUUCUUCUGCCGCGCGCUCCUAUAAUUAAAAAUGAGUUAUGGCAGAAAAACGGUGAAGUAAAAAAGUCCUGUACAUUGCCCAGACACAGCUGUUUUUCACCCAUUCAGCGACAAAUCAAAUCAGUAAUCAGACUGAAUUAAUUGCUAAUGCAUCAAAUUCAUGGGAAGUUAGUAAAUCGAAUUAUUGUUCUUGAUCGUCAUAAUAAGAUGGAUCUUAGCAAUUAGUGACGUCAUUAAUGACUGUAGCGGAGCCGCAUUGUGGCACAGCAGAAACAAAAAAUGUAGGCUGCAUCAACUACAGCCCUUAGAUGGAUUCCGUCCACAGUCUAAGGAAUGAUCAGUCUUUUCUUUCUUUUCACGAAGGAUUCGUCGAAUUAGAGGAACUCACCAGUUGCGGUAACGAACUAGUUUGGAAAGAACGAGCACGAUGGAUUAAACUCGAAGAAGAUGUUGAAGAAUGUGCGGAUCGAUGGGGGAAACCUCACAUUCCCUGUCUUACGUAUCGAAGCUUAAGAGAAGUUGAAACAAAUCUUCAAAACGGCGCUAUUCUGUUAGACCUUCCAAGAGGAAGUUUACCUUCUAUUUCAGAAGCAGUAGUUGACGAAAUCAAAGUACUGAAAAAUCUUGGAAACGAGGAAUGUCGCACAAUAAAAGCCGCUUUGUUGGCAAGACAUGAACAUCAAUAUCAGCAAAAAGGAGGAAAGCAUCGAAAAAUUAUUGCCAGGCGUCUUUCAAGAAUCAUGCCUCAAGGAAAACGUCUCGUACAGCCGGCGAAUACCCAUCAGGGUUGUUCACAAAGUGUUCAAGAAAAUGAUCCCAGAAGUUUGCCCAAGGUUAGUUUUAAAAGCAAACCACUUUUGUUGCCCCCUCUCCAAAGAGGUGUUGACUCAAGUGAACAAAUAGAAGAUUUUACAGUGGCUGUCAACCAUGAUCAUUCUACAGACGAGAACUUGGAUCUCUUUGAGAAUCACAAGGAGACGUCAGAAAUACAAGAAAAAAUUCCGGAAAAUGCUCAAGCCACCACAGUUUUAGUUGGAGCUCAUAGUGGUUUGUCCUGCGUAAUUAGCGCAUUUGUCAGGCUGGCUGGUGGCUGUGAUCUGGAUAACUUUGCUGAAGUGAAAAUACCAGUGCGAUUCAUAUUUGUUCUAUUGGGGCCUGAAGAUGAUAGAGUAGACUAUCAUGAAGUCGGGCGUUCACUUUCAACACUAAUGUCUGAUAAAAUUUUUCUGGAAUUUGCUUAUCAAGCGAAGAAUCGACAGGACUUACUGGAAGCCCUUGUCAGCUUUAUGGGUGACAGUCUUAUUAUCCCUCCUGGAGAAUGGGAUCGAAAUCUGCUGAAUCAAACAGUGCCAAUCCUAGCCAAUCAGGCAAAAGAAUUAUCGUCUAGAAGACGACGAGGUGGAAUCAGAAGUAGAGAUGUAGAAAAGGAAACAUUUCGUGAGGUGAUUCAAGAAAACGAAACCUUUGAUGAUCCUCUUUCAAGGACAGGCAGGUUUUGUGGUGGACUUGUACGUGAUAUCAAGAGGAGGUUUCCUCUCUACCUUAGCGAUUUUAAAGAUGCCUUAGACGUCCAUUGUUUACCAGCAAUAAUCUUUGUAUACUUCGCUUGCCUCGCUCCAGCCAUCACUUUCGGGGGUUUGCUGAGCGAGAAAACCAACGCGUGGAUGGGAGUUUCAGAGAUGAUUCUGGCAACAGCAUUAUCUGGAAUUCUGUUUUCGUUGUUUGCAGGACAACCACUCAUCAUAAUAGGGGCUACAGGUCCACUACUCGUGUUUGAGAAGAGUACAUUUCAACUAAGUGAGAGUUUUGGAAUUGAGUUUCUUCCUUGGCGAGCAUGGGUUGGAAUAUGGGUCAUGGUUAUAUGCUUUAUUAUCGUUGCACUUGAGGGGUGCUUUCUGAUCAAAUACUUUACGCGUUUUACAGAAGAAAUAUUUGCUCUAAUGAUAUCCAUUAUUUUUCUAUAUGACGCGUUUUACUACGUGGGACAUGUUUUUAAAUUGUACCCCUUAAGUGAUGGUGCCACGAGAAAUAUGUUGACUCCCUCGAAUUUCACUGAUAAUGGAGAGGUUAAUUACACUAAAAGUCACUCAACAGCCAACACAGCCCUCCUUUCCACUGUCUUAAUGAUUGGAACAUUUUUUGUCGCUCAUUCUUUGAGGAAGUUGCGUCACAGUCAUUUCUUUGGACCGAGGGCUCGACGCAUUGUCAGUGAUUUUGGGGUGUUUAUUGCCAUUGUUGCCAUGGUGACAGUUGACUGGUUGACAGAGGGCGUGUACACUCAGAAGUUGUCAGUUCCUGAUGGCUUAUCCGUUACCUCACCCAACAGAGAAAGCUGGCUUAUCAAUCCGAUGGGAGUUACACAACCCAUGUCUGCUGGUGCCAUCUUUGCAGCCCUUAUUCCAGCAAUUCUUGUAAGCAUCUUAAUUUUCAUGGAGAUUGAAUUCACUGGGAUUAUUCUGGACAAAAAAGAUCAUAAAUUGAAGAAAGGCGUGGGCUACAACUUGGAUCUCUUUGUUUUGGGACUGUUGGUAGGUCUGUGCUCAAUUCUGGGUCUGCCUUGGAUGUGUGCUACUCCUGUUCACACUCUGUCUAACUUCCACGCCUUGACAGUGAUAAGUACAAACCACGCCCCUGGGGAACAUGCUCAUCUGAUUGGAGUAAAAGAGCAACGGCUCACCAACAUUGUGAUCCACCUUCUGAUCGGCUUCACGGUUUUUCUAUCGCCAGUAAUGCGUCUCAUACCCAUCGCUGUACUGUUUGGAGUGUUUCUUUUCCUUGGAGUGGCAUCGUUGUCACACAUUCAGUUGGUUGAACGAGUAAAGCUUCUUUUCAUUCCUUCUGCUCACCACCCAGAUGAAAGAUUUGUUAUGAAUGUUAAAACGAGCAAGAUGCAUCUGUUUACUAUUGUCCAAGUAUGCUGUGUAUGUGCGCUUAUUGCCAUGAAACUUACCGUUGUCGCUCCAGCUUUUCCGUUCUUUAUCAUCUGCAUGAUUCCGCUCCGUAAACUUUUAGAAAGGUUUUUCUCAAGUGAAGAGCUGGAGGCUUUAGACACUGAAGUAGAGGAUGUGUAUGACAGUGAUAUGGAUGAAUAUGAUUCAAUUCACGUUCCUAUCUAAGUAAGAUCAAUAUUUAGAAAUCUUUUGAUCAAUUAUAAACUUUAACUCACAGGAUAGGAGUCAUAUUAGAUGAAGAUGAAAGAUUAUAGUCUAUACAAACAUGACUGAAGCACUAAACAAUGUCGGCGGAGUUGAAAUACCUUUUCUAAAAUCAUCUUUCUUAAUGCCCAGUUGCGUUGCCUUUCCAUGGCUGAACACUUUUCUAGGGUCCUCUCCUAAAACGUGUGGGAGAAAUGAACCAAGCUUUUCAACUGGACUAUAUCUAACGUUUAAGCACUUAAAAAAAGUAUUACAAACCUAAUAAAUAAAAUGUUAAACCGCUAAACAACAGUGUACUAAACAUAAUUUAGUGUAUGUUAUAAAGUUUUGUACGCAUUUUCACGACCUGAUUGUUGCUUUGUAGCCCAUCCUCGCUGACUUUACAUGAAAAAACGUUGGUCGACAAAUAGACUUCCCCGCCUCACAUAGCUAACUAUUCACAGCAGUCCCUUUCAUGCUCGUAUAAGAUUUGGAGAAAAUGGCGACCGCGGAAGGUCAAACGAAAUGUGCAAACACACAACACCCACCAAAACAAACGCCAUAACUUAAGACAAACCGAACCUCCAAGACUCAAGUUCAUUAAAGAACCAAAACCAAUUUAAUACAAAACUCAAAAGGCCCUUAUACAUUUACAUACUCCAAGGUAUUCAAUAUCAACACAACAGUAAGGAAAAAGAAAAUUAAAUGAAGGGGAACUAAUAAAACAAUACCAUGAGUACGAACCGAGGAUAAGGAAUGCUAUAAACUGCCAUCUCUUGGGAGAACAUACAGGAACAAUGAAAUAAUAAAAUAUAAAACAAAAGGGCAAGGAAGAGAAAAACAAAAAUACAAAGAAACCACCCAAGGGAUGGUAGCCUGAGCACCAGUGAUCCGGCUAGGGCAUUAGACACCCUUUAAGGCUACUAAAG
This is a messenger RNA of Orbicella faveolata, 4189 nucleotides long. RefSeq names its product anion exchange protein 2-like. Gene Ontology annotation, molecular function: solute:inorganic anion antiporter activity; monoatomic anion transmembrane transporter activity. Gene Ontology annotation, cellular component: plasma membrane. Gene Ontology annotation, biological process: transmembrane transport; monoatomic anion transport; monoatomic ion homeostasis. Lineage: Eukaryota; Metazoa; Cnidaria; Anthozoa; Scleractinia; Merulinidae. The record is from RefSeq and is a predicted model, not a curated record.